Adineta steineri is the source of this 849-nucleotide messenger RNA. The record is from the annotation of a GenBank genome assembly. NCBI's taxonomy places the organism in Eukaryota, Metazoa, Rotifera, Eurotatoria, Adinetida, Adinetidae.
AUGGCAACAAUUCAAUGUUUAUCAGUCUUGAAUGAUGAUGAUAUUAUAAAAUUUAAUAUUGGUGGUGAAAUUUAUUCAACAAAACGUUCGACAAUUAAUCAAAAUGUUGAUUCACAAUCAUAUUUAUCUUUAAUUAUAAAAAAUCAAACAGAUAUUCAAUUGGAUACUCAUGGUCGAUAUUUUAUUGAUCGUGAUGGAAAAUAUUUUCGUUAUAUAUUAAAUUAUUUUCGUGAAAGCAAUCUUUUAUUACCAGAAAAUUUUACUGAAUUAAAUCAACUACUUUCAGAAGUUAAAUUUUAUGAAAUCGAUCGACUUCGAAAUGAAAUUGAAAAUCGUUUAAAUCGAACAAAUGAAAAAAAACAACAGAUUUCAACGAAUUUUUCAGUAACUUUAUUUUCAAAAUUAAAUCAAAAUAAAAUUCUAUUAAAAUUAAUUGCUCCAUUAAAUCUACUCUCUAUUUUUCAUAUACAAUUAAUUGGAGAAAAAUUUUUAAAUAUUAUUUCAUCAUUUAAUCAUCCACAAAAUAUUUUAUGUCAAUUUACAUUUCCAUUUGAAGAGAAACUUAUCUCAUGUCAACCAUUGGAUCAAUUACAACGUUUUGUAUUGACUAAACAAGCGAAAAAGAUGGGUUUAAUUGUUAGUUAUUGUGAUGAUUAUUUUUAUAUACCCAUUAAAUAUGACAUAGUCUCUCGGGAUGAAUUAGUACAAUUAUUCUCUAAAAGAUACAAUGGACAGUUAUUAAAUACAACUAUCACACAUGAUGAUUCAUAUAUUCUUGUUGAAAAUUGGCUUCUAUCAACAGAAUUUGAAGAAACCUAUUCAAAUACAAGCAUAAAAAAUGUACAUUAA